AUGUACAAAAUAACGAAAACAAGUAGAAAAUAUGGACUGGAUAUAAACACCAGCAAAUUCAAGUUAAUGAUCAUCAGCAAAGAAAAUAUAACUAGAGCAAAUUGUAAUGUAAACCAAAUAAGAAUUGAACGAGUCUCAGAAUAGAAUUACUUGGAAACUAUAAUCAAUGAGUCGUGGGACAAUACCCAAGAGAUUUAAUGUCGCAUCUGAAAGGCAAAGAGUGCUUUCUUGAAUAUGAGUUCUGUGUUCAAGAGCCAUGACCUCACAUUAGAAACAAAAAUAAGGCUCCUUAAAUGUUAUGUGUACUCAAUGCUUCUGUACGGAGUAGAAACGUGGAAAUUAAAGGCGAAAACUCUAUCAAAACUUCAGUAUUUUGAGCUAUGUUCAUACAGAAGGAUCUUGAAGAUACCAUGGACAGACAAAGUCACCAAUGAACAGGUAUUGCAGAGAAUAAACACAACUGUGGAUUUGGUCAACAUCGUGAAGGACCUUAAGCUGCAGUACUUGGGCCAUAUAAUGAAAAAACAAGGCAGAUAUGAGAUACUUAAAUGCAUUUUACAAAGUAAAAUUGAAGGAAAAAGGGCCCCAGGACGAAGAAGAAUAUCCUGGCUUGCUAACCUGAGAGCAGGGUAUAGAAAGACCUCACCACAGUUAUUUCGUAUAGCAACCAACAAAGUCAUCAUAGCCAGAAUGAUCGCCAACGCUCGAAACGGACGGGCACCUUAA
Molecule: messenger RNA, 726 nt
Organism: Diabrotica balteata
Lineage: Eukaryota; Metazoa; Arthropoda; Insecta; Coleoptera; Chrysomelidae
Source: the annotation of a GenBank genome assembly